AUGAAAUUUACUAACGAAGAAGCAUUAAAUUUUACAAAGGGAAGCGUUGCUCUAUUAGUUGCAUGGCCACCACUGAUGAACGCCUCAAGGAAAAAAUUAUUCUUUCUCGAUGUUUACAUUUACGCUUCCGUUAUAAGCGCUCUGAUAAUCUUAGUGUUGAUGAUAAAUGAAAUGAUCGUUAAUCGCAAUAAUUUCGAGAUAAUGGUACAAUCAAUGUGCAUCGCACUAUGUAUUCUACAAAUGAUUAUUAAAAUGAUGACAUGUAGAAUACAACGUCCGAGUUUAAAGUCGAUAAUAAUGGAAAUGGAAAAUAUCAUUGAACAAGCCGCACCAUAUGAAAAAGAUAUAUUAGAAAAAUAUGUGAAUAGAUCUGCGAUACUACAUCUAUCUUUUACAUUUGGAUUUUAUUUAGCCGCUAUGAAUAUCAUUUUAGGACCAAUAUAUCUACCACAAUCGUUACCAAAUAUUAUAACUUAUCCUUUCGACGUAGAAAAACAUCCCAUUUACGAAAUUAUUUAUUUUCAACAAUCAUUAACUGCUUUACAAGUUUCGGCAUGUGCAACGAUUGAUUGCCAGAUCGCACUUUUACUAUGGUUCGCUGGUGCAAGAUUUGAAAUGUUGGAAAUUGAAUUAUCCAAUACUGUCGACGACUACGAUCUUAAACGAUGUAUAGUGAAACAUUAUCAAAUAAUUAGUUACGCAGGAAAGUCAGAUGAAAUAGGGGUCAAAUUCCAAUUCCUCAUGUUGGAUUUUGUCGCUGUUAUACAAUUAUUUUUGAACUCACAUCCGGCUGAAAAUUUAAUAGAAAUGAGCACUGCGAUUGGAACGGCAGCAUAUAACUUGAAUUGGAUGGAUAACUCACGAAAAAUGUGGCAAAAUGUAUGCUUUCUAAUUCAAAGAUCUCAAAAACCAAUUACAGUCUGUAUUCCUGGAUUUAUACCUACAUUGUCUCUAACUUAUUACAUGUCGAAUGUAAGAGAAGUGCAAAGAACAUUGUAUUUUCGUCUAUGCACAAUGGAAUACGAAAUCAGAAGUAAAAACGUACUAAAAAAACUUUCUACGCCAUUUAAAAUGGAAUAUGUCUAA
Molecule: messenger RNA, 1086 nt
Organism: Vespa crabro (European hornet)
Lineage: Eukaryota; Metazoa; Arthropoda; Insecta; Hymenoptera; Vespidae
Product: odorant receptor 67c-like
Exons: 7
Coding region: 1-1086 (361 amino acids)
Biological process (GO): sensory perception of smell; detection of chemical stimulus involved in sensory perception of smell
Cellular component (GO): plasma membrane
Molecular function (GO): olfactory receptor activity; odorant binding
Source: RefSeq, a predicted model, not a curated record